AUUUUCCCAAAUUACUUGGACAAAAUGGAAAAGAGUCCUUCCUCCUCAUCUCUCUCGCUCAUCUCGCCCUCUCCCUCACUCUGUCUCGCGUAGCCUUCCUCCCGACUGCACCCAGCCAGCCACCUCCUCAUCCUUCUUCCUCAUCCUCUCCCGUAGCCUUCCUCUUCAUCUUCUUUCCAUCCCUCCCGACUGCACCUAGCCAGCAGACAGCAGCACAGAGCCACUUCAGCAGGCAGCAGGUCCAAGAAGACGAAGAUUGGUGGAAUGAGCUGACUUGUGCAGUGAUGCGGUCCAUGGGGACUUUGCUCUUAGCUUUCGUGCUUGGAUCAGUUGCGACUAUGGUUGGAACUCUCGUGGCAUUUCAAAUGGUGCCCAUGCGAUCACUGGGUCCAGAUAAUUGGAAAAUAGCUUAUGCUCUCAUGGGUAGCUAUAUUGGUGGAUAUGUUUCAAUGCAAACAGAAUCCAAUUACGACAGAAAGCUGCCUGUUGUAGAAACUGCCACUGCUCUUGCUACAUUGUUUGUGAUAUGCAAGGCUUCCACAUAUCUCACAGGAUUGUGUGGAAUUCCAGGAGGCAGCUUGCCAAUGAUAACAGCUACUGUUGGAGAUGUAAAUAUCAUGCAUGUAACAUAUAGGAAACUGGAAGAUUAAGGUGUGUUUGAGAAAGAUCCUCAUUGAGAAUGGGCAGGAUAACUGCAAUGAUAAUUUGCCAACAAAUAUUGAGGGCAAUGCUGCAUCUCUGGAUGGUUGACAUGAAACUACUGUAUUAGUAUAAAUAUGUUUUUUGGCUAUCCCUUUUCCGGAAUAUGAAUUGUUUUGUUUCUCUUCAGGUUUGGUUGUUGGUAAAGACGAUUUGAUCAACCGCAAAAGUAUAAGCCAUUUGUCAGCAGGUGUGUGGUGCAGGGAAAUCUUGAGAUUGGAAGUCUCAGAGAAGUUGAUGUGAAGUCUGGGCUUCCUGCCACAACAAGUACUGA
Pyrus x bretschneideri (Chinese white pear) is the source of this 973-nucleotide messenger RNA. RefSeq lists its product as uncharacterized. The coding region runs from base 285 to 650 and encodes 121 amino acids. The record is from RefSeq and is a predicted model, not a curated record. NCBI's taxonomy places the organism in Eukaryota, Viridiplantae, Streptophyta, Magnoliopsida, Rosales, Rosaceae. The transcript is spliced from 6 exons.